This is a messenger RNA of Colletotrichum orchidophilum, 1476 nucleotides long. RefSeq lists its product as uncharacterized. Bases 1 to 1476 code for a protein of 491 amino acids. The transcript has 2 exons. NCBI's taxonomy places the organism in Eukaryota, Fungi, Ascomycota, Sordariomycetes, Glomerellales, Glomerellaceae. Gene Ontology annotation, molecular function: hydrolase activity. The record is from RefSeq and is a predicted model, not a curated record.
AUGUCCACCUCAUCCUUCGACUACCCGAACCCUCUCAAUAUGGACCCCGCCCAGUUCAAGUUAUUGUUGUCGUUGCUGCCCAAGGUGCCCUUGAUAACGCGGGUAGCACUUCUUCAUGUUCUACAUUUGUCAAAGUCGUCUCAGUACCUAGAUCUGCGGAGCGAUCUCAUCAUCUCGGUCAUACGCUCAUACCUUCAGCCAGCCAAGUUACGCUCCAUUACAUCCACCCAGAAGCUCACAAACCGCGAUAGCGGCGUCAAAGGGAGAAUAUGGGUCGCCACAUACGCUAGCCCUGUGCCGCCAGAAAGCGACGUGCGCGACGUGAUCAUCGGAGUCAUACAGUCGACCAGGGCCCCGGACACGCCAGAACUAAGUGUACGGCUGCCGGAUAUCGUGCCAGUGGAGUCCGAGUGGACAGGCUAUCGCGCCGGUGCGACAAAAGAGGAGCGCCCACCCGCGAUUGCGGAAAAAGACAAGUUUGAAAAGCUACAGAAAGAGGUCACCAGUCCCCUGACGGUUUUGUACCUUCACGGAGGAGCGUACUACCUUUGCGAUCCGGUGACCCAUCGACCGACUACAAAGAAGAUAGCAAAGUUGACUGGAGGCCGCGUUUACUCAGUUCGGUACCGCUUGGCUCCGCAGAACCCCUUCCCGGCGGCUCUGCUAGACGCCUUGGUCUCGUACUUGACUCUAUUAUACCCGCCUCCCGAUGCCUACCACCAAGCGGUCGACCCGAAACAUAUCGUCGUUGCCGGAGACAGUGCCGGGGGCAAUUUGAGUCUAUCUCUGCUGCAACUCCUCCUCGAGCUACGCAGACAAAACCGCAAGGUCCGCUGGCUGGGCGAGGAAAGGGACAUUCCUCUGCCUGCGGGAUUCGCGUUGAACUCGCCAUGGAUGGAUAUCACGCAAAGUUUGCCCAGCUGGAAUGCCAACGGGGAGUUUGACUACCUCCCGACAGGCGAGGUCUACGCCAAACACAACCCACCCCCAUGCAACAUCUGGCCCACAAACCCACCCCGAACAAACAUAUACGCCGAAGAUGACCUCCUUGCGCAUCCGUUGGUGACUCUCCUAAUGAGCCGCAGUUGGACCGGGGCGCCCCCGGUGUAUAUGUGCACGGGGUGGGAGCUGCUGGCGGAUGAAGACAAGUACAUGGCCCUCAAACUGCACCGGGACGGUGUCCCCGUGGUGUUUGAGGAGUACGAGGGGAUGCCGCACUGCUUCGCCCUGAUCCUAACAAAGAUUCCCAACGCGAAGCGCUGUUUCGAAGGAUGGACCAACUUCAUGAUGAGGGCUAUCACCAAUCCGGAGACGAUCGAUUCCAAGGCGACCACGAUCAAGUCCAAGAGUCUGCAAGAAGUCGUUCUCGAUUUUGAGUCCUUGAGCGCCAUGAGCGUCGAGGACGUGCAGGAACGGGUUCUUGCCAAGAAGGAGACGACUUUGGCGGCUGCGCCAGAGACUGCGGCAAAACUCUAG